AUGGGCUGGGCCGCGCUCGCCGGGCCCGCCAGACCGCGCCGGGUCCUCCAGACCGCGCGCCGGGCCCGCCAGACCACGCUCUCCAGGCCGGGUCCGCCAGACCAGACCGCACUGGCGCGGCCCCACCAGACCAGACCGCGCCGGGUCCUCCAGGCCGCGCUCUCCCGGCCGGGUCCUCCAGACCAGGCUGCGCGCGCCAGGCCCGCCAGACCGCGGUCUCCCGGCCGGGCCCGCCAGACCAGGCCGCGCUCGCCCAGGCCCGCCAGGCCGCGCCGGGUCCUCCAGACCGCGCUCUCCAGGCCGGGUCCGCCAGAUCGCGCUGGGUCCGCCAGACCGCGCGCUGGGUCCUCCAGACCGCGCGCUGGGCCCGCCGGACCGCGUCAGGCCCGCCGGACCGCGCGCGCCAGGUCCUCCAGACCACGCUCUCCAGGCCGGGUCCGCCAGACCAGGCCGCGCUCGCUGGGCCCGCCAGACCAGCCCGCGCUCGCCGGGCCCGCCAGAUCGCGCCGGGUCCUCCGGACCGCGCCAGGCCGUGCGCGCCAGGUCCUCCAGACCACGGUCUCCAGGCCGGGUCCUCCAAGCCAGGCCACACGCGCCAGGCCCACCAGACGGCGCUCUCCAGGCCGGGUCCGCCAGACCAGGCCGAGCUCUCCAGGCCAGGCCGCGCCGGGUCCUUCAGACCCUGCGCUCCGGGCCCGCCAGGCCACGCUCACCAGGGCCCGCCAGGCCGCGCCGGGUCAUCCAGACCGCGCUCUCCAGGCCGGGCCCGCCAGACCAGGCCGAGCUCUCCCGGGCCCACCAGACCAGACCGCACUGGCGAGACCCCACCAGAAUAGACCGCGCCGGGUCCUUCAGGCCGCGCUCUCCAGGCCGGGUCCUCCAGACCAGGCCACGCACCCCGGGCCCACCAGACCUGCCCGACCGCGGCCUCCAGGCCGGGCCCCCCAGACCGGGCCACGCUCGCCUGGGCCCGCCAGGCCAAACCGCACUUGCCGAGCCCGCCAGGCCGUGGCGGGUCCACCCGACCGCGGUCUCCCGGCCGGGGCCGCCAGACCGCACCGGGGCCACCAGACCACGCGCUGGGCCCUCCAGACAGCGCUCUCCAGGCCGGGCCCUUCAGGCCGCGCUCGCCCGGGCCCGCCAGACCAGGCCGCGCUCACCAGGACCCGCCAGACCAGGCCACACGCUACCGGCCCGGCCCCGCGAGGUCCUCCCGACCCUGCACGCCAGGGCGCCCGCCAGGCCACGCUCGCCCGCGCCCGCCAGACCUGGCCACGCUCCACAGCCCAGGCCGCGCCGGGUCCUCCCGACCCUGCGCGCCAGGCCCUCCCGGCCGCGCUCGCCCGCGCCCGCCAGCCCCGGCCACGCGGCCCCGGCCAGGCCGCGCCGGGUCCUGCAGACCCUGCGCGCCAGGCCGCACUCACCAGAGCCCCUCCGACCAGACCACGGUCCGGGCCUGCCAGGCCUCGCCUGCCACCCUCGGCGUCCGCGGCCGAGCCCAGCCGAGCUCGCAACCCGGCCUCGCUGAGGCUACCGGGUCUGGCCAUCGCGCCUCCACCGGCGGCCUCCGGGCCCAGUGCGCGGCCACCGGCCCUCCUCAGCACCUCGCUCAGAGCCUGCCAGCCAGGCCGCCAGCCCGCUCCGUGCUAG
Hippopotamus amphibius kiboko is the source of this 1650-nucleotide messenger RNA. Its product is annotated as basic proline-rich protein-like. The record is from RefSeq and is a predicted model, not a curated record. The coding region runs from base 1 to 1650 and encodes 549 amino acids. Lineage: Eukaryota; Metazoa; Chordata; Mammalia; Artiodactyla; Hippopotamidae. The transcript has a single exon.